AUGCUAUUCAUUCCGUAUGCACUGGCCCUGGGCAUAGGCUACAUCACAUCGCUCGUUGUAUAUCGACUUUGCUUCCAUCCUCUUGCCCGCAUUCCUGGCCCGCCUCUGGCCAGAGUGACGUACCUGUUUGAGUGGUACUACGACCUUGUACUCAGCGGCAACUUCAGGUACCAGCUCAAGUCUUUGCAUGAGAGAUAUGGUCCAAUUAUCCGCAUCAAUCCCGAUCAAGUCCAUGUCAACGACCCUCAGUGUUACGACGAGAUCUAUAACCAAACCAACGGGCGCAAUGUGAAGCCGCAGAACUACGCCGAGGUCUUUGGACCGUACCCGGCUACGAUAGGAACCCAGUCUCACGAGCUUCACCGUAUCCGUCGCAGCGCCGUCAAUCAGUUCUUUUCUAAGAAGUCUGUGAUUGAUUUACUGCCAGUUAUGCUACGGCCGAUCCAUAUCCUCCGCGGGCGUCUUCGCGAGGCCAGCAAGACGGGGCAAACAUUGAAUAUGAAGUACAUGUAUUCGGCUGUGACGCUGGAUAUCAUCAACGACUACUGUUUCGCGAGGGAACCGUUCUAUAUCCAUAAGCCGGACUUUGGCCGGAAGUGCUUCGAUGAUGUGGACAGUUUUCUGACCGUUAGCAUACUGAAUAUCCACAUGCCAUGGCUUAUGCGGCUCACGUACUCGCUGCCUGAUCGCGUGAAUAAGAUACUGGCACCUGCGAUGGCGGAUAUUCUUGAUUUUCGUCGUGAUCUCUCUCGCCAAGUCGAAGCUAUCAGACUCGGCGAAGACAAGUCGUACGAGCAAGCAGACCACCGCACCGUCUUCCACGAGCUGCUCGAAAGUGACCUCCCACCACUUGAACUAGAAAGGGACCGCGUGCGAGACGAGGCGUUCCAGCUUGUAACUGCUGGCUCCGGAACAACCGCAACCGUUCUUCGCAACACGGCCUACCACAUCGCCGCCAACGAGUCUGUCAGGCAGCGUCUCCAUGCCGAACUCGUAUCCGCAAUCCCAGACCCUAACAAUCUACCGUCUUUGAUAGCACUCGAGCAGCUUCCCUACCUGGCCGCUGUCAUAAACGAAGGUCUUCGGCUUUGUGCUCCAGUGAUCCACCGCAUGACGCGCCAAUACCCUGAUAAAACAUUCAAUAUACACGGAUACACUCUUCCACCGAAUACCAAGAUCUCAGUUACCCUCCCAUUAAUUCUCGAGAAUGAGGAUAUCUUCCCCGAACCGUAUACGUUCCGGCCUGAGCGGUGGCUGGACCAGAACCAGGAUCCCGAGAAUAGAUUGGAGAAGUAUUUAGUGACAUUCAACCGUGGUCCACGCAUGUGUCUGGGUAUUAACCUUGCCCGGGCAGAGCUGGUGCUUAUUCUUGCUGCUGUGUUCAGGGAGUUUACGUUUGAUGUUAGUGAGGUCGUUAGGGAGAGGGACAUCAACUACUCUCAUGAUUUCAUUGUUGGGGCGCCGAGGCGUGAUAGUCCGGGGAUCUUGGUCAAGCUCAAGGCUGUCUAA
Messenger RNA from Aspergillus mulundensis, 1509 nucleotides. Its product is annotated as cytochrome P450. Gene Ontology annotation, molecular function: iron ion binding; heme binding; monooxygenase activity. Bases 1 to 1509 code for a protein of 502 amino acids. The record is from RefSeq and is a predicted model, not a curated record. NCBI's taxonomy places the organism in Eukaryota, Fungi, Ascomycota, Eurotiomycetes, Eurotiales, Aspergillaceae. The transcript has 7 exons.